Eremothecium gossypii ATCC 10895 is the source of this 2247-nucleotide messenger RNA. RefSeq names its product mitogen-activated protein kinase kinase kinase SSK1 (gene SSK1). The record is from RefSeq and is marked provisional. Gene Ontology annotation, biological process: osmosensory signaling via phosphorelay pathway. Gene Ontology annotation, cellular component: Mcs4 RR-MAPKKK complex. The transcript has a single exon. Bases 1 to 2247 code for a protein of 748 amino acids. Lineage: Eukaryota; Fungi; Ascomycota; Saccharomycetes; Saccharomycetales; Saccharomycetaceae. Gene Ontology annotation, molecular function: phosphorelay response regulator activity; protein kinase activator activity.
AUGGGAGAACAGCUCACGGUCAGAGGCGUGGUAUCGCCGCUAACGCCUGCCACAACACAGCGGGUAGUGCACCAGCACCGCGGGGGCUCUGGUGGGUGCAGGAAGAUGUGGAUGCGGCUAGAAACGGCGGGGGGAGGUGCGGAGACAGGCGGGACCAUCAAUGAGGCAAUCGCAGUGCCAUUCGAUGAGGGCGACACGGUGGACGACCUUAAGGUGGGUUUGCUACAGCGGCUACGACAAACGCGAUGGUCGCAGCAGCGGGAUGGGACAUGCAUAGCUGUGGGGUUCUAUUGCCGCUGCACGCACGCGGAGAGCGUUGCGACGGCGCCGCCGGGCCUUGUGGCACCGCAGGCUCUGCGCGCCGGGCGCUUUGUGCCGCGGUCGGGCACGCUGGGCGGGCAACUCACGGACGGCGACUCGGCGGGGCACGACAGCCCGCAGAGCCCGCAGGCGGCAAGCAGGAUGCAAUCGCCGUCGUCUCUGCAGGGCCUGUGGUGCGGGCAGACUACGCUGCCGCCAGCGGAUAUUGAGCCAGUGGCGUACAUAAGUGCACGCGGCCUCCUGGAGACGACGCAUAACCAGUUUGUGUCCGCGCACGAGCGACCGCAGUUUCCCGCGCAAGAUCGAUUCGAUCGAAACAAGAUAUUCGGCAGCGGCGCCCGGAGGCGUGCCUGGAGCGGACAAUCCAUGAUACCUCCAGGAGGGAGCCCCUCGCCGUCGCACUUCCACCGCCAGGCGCCACCCGUGCACGCACAUAAGGUUCUCUUCGAGCCCGAUGUGCCCGUGUCAGCGAUUUCCCAGACCAUUUUUGGAGGUAGCCAGAGAAGCCGCGAGGCACUUGUGGUUUUCUUUGACACUGUUCCCAGUUGUUUGCCCCUAGAGUCGCCGGUUUCAUCUCCUGUCUCGUCCCCGGUUUCUAAACAUAGCUCCGUUCGCGGAAGUCAUCUUACCCUAUCUCCAGGCCCCGCGGCUUCCAGCGAGCUCACCGGGCCGCCCCAUCUCGACAUGCCAUUUGCCUACCGCCAGAGCUCAGAUGAGCUGCAUGCGAAACUCGAUACAGAACUCUUGGCCAACCCACUGCUUCAUAAUUUGCCACCGGUAAAGGAGAACUUUAAAUUGAUAACUGACAUAGAGCAGUUGCGACAACUCUCUAGCACGAUGGGACACAAGCUAGGCAGCCCUUUGCGGCAGGCCAUCUUGCUUCUACCCAAGCACAUUCGCGAGCACGUCAAAACAGAAGAGGAUGGCAGCGAGACACAAAUCCGGCCGUCCGAGCCUGUCCCGGCCGCCACAAGCUCUUCGGCGCCCGCGCCCGCGCCCACGUGCGAUUCGUCUUCGGGUUACUUUUCGUUGGAACCGCCUGUAGGCGCGUGCCCGGGGUUUCAGAGUGAACAGAUAAACGCCAGGGUUCCCGGCAGCAGUGCUGAAGACGCACUUUCAUAUUUCUCUGUACAUGGGGACGCUAACUUACGAGACGCUUCCGUGCCCUCCAACCAGACACGUGAUCGGGUGUUCCCGAAGAUCAACGUACUCAUUGUCGAGGAUAAUAUCAUCAAUCAAGCGAUUCUCUCAUCUUUCCUAAGAAAACAUAAGAUCAGUUACGAAAUAGCCAAGAACGGCGUUGAAGCAGUGGAAAAAUGGAGAAAAGGUGGGAUACAUUUGAUUCUAAUGGACCUACAGCUGCCUCUCUUAUCUGGAAUAGAUGCUGCAAAGCAGAUACGGAACUUGGAACGCGCGAACGGUAUAUGUGCGUUCCAAAAACAUUGUGAGGCGCGCAGCCAAGAAACUUACAGCGAACUCAACCGGGCGAAAUUUCGCGCACCGGUGAUUAUUGUUGCACUGACCGCUUUUUCCUCGCAUGCUGACCGCAACGAAGCGUUGGUGGCGGGAUGCAACGACUAUUUAACGAAACCUGUCAAUCUGGAUUGGUUGAGUAACAAAAUCACGGAGUGGGGCUGCAUGCAGGCAUUGAUAGACUUCGAUGGCUGGACGAAAGGUGAAAGCCGGAUGACGGACAACGUUCUCCUCAAGCCACAAUUGACAGCGUGCCGCUCACACAACUCCGUGAAUAACUCGAUGUCCGCAGGCGCAACCAUCACCUCGCCGGCGUCUGGUGACGCCACUGCAACUCCAGGGACCCCAAUCGGCACCCUGGCUGCAACUAUGAUCCCCACACCUAAUCCAAUGGCAAAGCUUGCCGAUACUUCAGACAGCCACACACUGGCAUGUGAAUGGAAGGAGAACUGA